AGUCACUAUCUAUGGUUACGAGUACAGAACAUGAACAACUGAUCGUGACAUUUGCUGUAACAUUUGUCAAAUUUUCAAAUAAGAAGAAGAAUUUAGUGUACUGAAGUGUGAAGUACUGAGUGAAGUAAAUAUCAACAUACAAUAUUUUGACUUAUGUUUCGUAAAGUUUAGGUUUUAUCGAAAAGGAAAUGUUUCCUCAUCAGAAAAGUUGUUGAAAUCUUAUGGAAUUGGCAUUGUGUUCAAAGCUGUUCACUUUUCAUAUCUUUCGUUUCAUUUGCUUCAUUCUGCCCAAUUUGGCAUAUGAGUCAUACUUUGGAAUAGCUAUGGGUUUCUAAAUAUUCAUUCCACACUGUGAAAAUGUCUUCAAGAGACAAGGAAUAUGGAAUAUUUAUUAAAAACGAUUUACUCAAGUCUCAAAGAACGGUUCUGCAGGGGCAGAUUGUAAUAAUCGACCAUAAAGGAACAGAUGGAAAUCUUACAAUAAGAUGCUUGAAGGACAAUGAAACAUGGGAAACUACACCUUUUUAUUGCUCACAGCAAAAUAUAGUACGCAUCAGCGCCAAACUUUGGCCCUUCAUAGCAUCGAUCACAUCUCCAAUUGAACGAAUGAAACUUGCAAAAAACAAAGAGUUAUGCGAUUUGUUGAAAAAUGUCUGCAAAGAAAUGGUGGUUGGCUUCAGUGAUACCAAAGAUAUUUACCUAGGGACUGUUAAGUAUAUAGGAUCUGUGAAAGGUAUGGGUUACUGCUACGGAUUAGAAUUGCAUGACAAAAGAAAGAAUAAUUUUUGUAACGGUUCCUGUGCUGGCAUUCAGUAUUUUGAGUGCCCGCGUGGCUACGGGGUGUUUACUACAAUAGAAAAGAUUGUACCUAAGAACAAUAAUAGAAUUAGUAGUGGCGUUGUCGAUCCAACUGUAUCAUCUCAAAAAACAGAUUUGGAUCUCUGCCUCGAAAAGAAUCUGUACAGUAUGGUGAAUGGUUCGAGCAAUUCCAAACCAAAAUAUGAAGAGAUCAUCACAAAAUAUGGGGAGUAUCCAAAACACUUCACAAUGCCCAGCAAGAGUUGUUCAUAUAUGAGAAACUCUUUAUCUCUUCAAAAUAUGCUGGACAUGGAAAACACAACCGUCAACACUAACAAUGACUUCGACCAAAAUACUGUCAUUCAGCCUGAUCGAACCUACCUCGUUUCGGACCAUAAAAAAGUUAGAAACAAAUCAGAAAUGGAUUUGAUUGAUGUUAUUGGUGGUACAUGGUCUGGAUCGACCGAUAAAGCUGGUUUGGAGUCGUUCUCGAAUUUCAAGAAGAAUCUAGACAAAAAUGAUAAUGUAAAAGAAAAACACACGUUUUUUGAUAACGGUACUAUCAGCAGAAGAAAUAAGAGUAUGAAUCCCAUUUCACACCUCCUCGAUGGGAACAGCAUACCGAAGAAGAGCACUGCUAAAUUUUAUACUCAUGAUUUACCUGAAAGUAACACUCAAAAAAUAACCAAUGUUAAACCUGAGGUAGUCAAAAAAAUUAACGAGAAAAACGAGCAGGCGGCGAGAGCUUCGACUUUCUACGUUACCGAAAAACCAAAGUACCACGAUCCACAGCCUGGAACAACCAACGAUUUAGUGAUUGGUAGUUUAGUGGAAGUUUUGAAUGACAUUAGCGAGACUCCCAUGUACGGUGUAAUAAGGUGGAUGGGAAUCGAAGGCGGCACAAACUUUGUUCUGGUCGGUGUGGAAUUGGAGGAGGAACACAAUAAUUUGCCUCUCACUUUGACUGACGGGACACACAACGGUGUGAGAUUGUUCCGGUGUCUUGAGAAUAGAGCUGUGUUCGUUCCUCUGGAGCAGUGUCAUAAAGAUUCCAGGUUUCAGGAUGGCGUACCGACUCCAAGUGUAGAAGCUUCUGCCCAUGAACAUGUCGAUUGUCCUGUGAUUCCCGGGGCAGUUGCUCCUCUGUGCAUGCCAACAGAAGAAGACGUACGAGCAGUUUGUGGAAAAUAUCGAGGAAUACAAGGUCAUCACAACUCGUGUUAUUUAGAUGUUACCUUAUUUUCGAUGUUUACCUACACAUCAGUAUUUGACAGUUUACUCUUCAGACCAAAGGACUCUAAUGAUAUUGACGACUAUGAUGAGGUCCAAAGAGUUUUGAAAGAAGAAAUAGUUAAUCCCCUGAGAAAAAACUUGUACGUUAGUGCGGACCAUGUUAUGAAACUUCGGCGACUCCUGGACAGGUUAAGUUCUGUCUCAGGUCUCACUAGUGAGGAAAAAGAUCCGGAAGAAUUUCUGAAUUCUCUGCUAGCCCAAAUUCUCAAGGCUGAGCCUUUCCUAAAACUGAAUUCUGGGCAAGAAGCAUUCCAUUAUCAGCUAUUUGUGGAAAAAGAUGCUGAACUAACCUUACCUUCCGUUCAACAACUGUUUGAGCAGAGUUUUCUAACAAGCAACAUAAAAUUGAAGGAAGUUCCGUCAUGUCUUAUCAUUCAAAUGCCCAGGUUCGGUAAAAAUUAUAAAAUGUACCCAAGGAUACUGCCGUCACAGUUAUUGGAUGUUACAGAUAUUAUUGAUGGUUCUCCAAGACAGUGUACCGUUUGUGGAAAACUCGCGAGAUGUGAGUGUAGAGAAUGUUUUGACAGUUGUAAUAACGUUGGAUUAGAGAGUACCGCCUACUGUAUCGAAUGCUUGAGGACUGUUCAUAAACAUGAACAAAGGAGGCACCACAGGCCCACCAAGCUUGAUAUUUCGUCUGAGUAUUAUACUUUGGAAGACGCUUAUAGACCUCCGAGACUCUUUAUGGAACUUUUUGCUGUGAUUUGUAUCGAAACCUCGCAUUACGUGGCAUUUGUCAAGUGUGGUGUUGGUCAUGAAGCUCCUUGGUGUUUCUUCGACUCUAUGGCUGAUAGAUUAGGUGAAAAAAAUGGUUUCAACAUACCCGAAAUGGUGGCAUGUCCAGAUAUUUCCCGCUGGUUGUCUGACGAAAGGAUGUGUAGGCAGUUACACGAAGAAUUUCCAGUAGAUCGACAUUUACCGGAGCAUGCCCGUCGAUUGCUUUGUGAUGCCUAUAUUUGUAUGUAUCAAAGCUCUGAUGUGAUGAUGUAUAGAUAAGAGAAAUACUUAAAUUGUGAUGAUUCGUUAUGAUCGUCAGCCUGGCUUUAUAAAAAUUGAUCGGGUGAGAUUUGGAAGCGAAAGGGAUUUUUUUAAUCACCAUAAUUCUUUUGCGACGACAUAUUUGCUUCUCACCAUCAAAAAACUUAAUUAUAUCAUGUGAAAUCACAUUCAAUAAAUUCAAUUACCAUAAUGGUUGAGGUCAAGAUAAUUAAAAUUUAUUAUGUUUCGUUAUCAUUGUAUGAAUCAAUAGUUUAUGUAAAUAUUCCAUGUUGUGUAGUAAAUCAAUGUAUCAGUCAUGUUUGAUUUGGAAAAUGUCAUUAUCCAGGUGUCUUUUUAUGAUAAAAUAUGCACUUAUUUUUAACCAAACCUUCCAAUAUUUAUCAACUGAAAAUAAACAUUCUUCAAGUCAAAUAACUUUUCUUCAAACAAAAUAAUAACUUCCAUCAACUCCAACCAGUGGCAAUGUAACAGAACCAUUCAGGACUAUUAGAUGUUUGCUGCCGAUAAAAUUGAAGUUAGCUGAAUUUGUUAUUUGUGGAGAACAACCCUUAUAGAACUUUUCUCUAGAACCUGUUAAUUUGGUUUUGGCUCAGUAAGUAUAAAAUGAUGUUGCACAAGUUGAAAUGGAAAAGUAUAAAAGGAACACUUUAUUGUGAAGUUUUUGUGAAAUUUUCACUACACAGUUGAACAACAAUACAAUUUUUUUGGGGGUGCCUAUUCUGUGUAUAGACACGCCCUAUACUGUAUAGAUACGCCUUCAUGUGUAUACUGUGUAUAGACACGCCUUUACUGUGUAUAGGCACGCCUACACUGUUCAGAGACACGCCUAUAAUGUGUAUAGACACUCAUUUUACUGUGAAUAGGCACGCCUAUACUGUGUAUAGUCAUGCCCAUACUGUGCAUAGACACGCCCAUAUCGUGUACAGACACGCCCAUACUUUGUAUAAACACGCACUAUACGGUGUAUAGACACGCACUAUACCGUAUAUAGACAUGCCUUCACAUUGUAUAGAUACGCCCAUACUGUGUAUAAACACGCACUAUAUAGUGUAUAGACACGUCCUAUACUAUAUAUAGACACGUCUGAAAAAGCUAUUGUAUAAAGUGCAUUAUCAAAUAUCGGUCGAAUCCAUCACAUAGGGAAAAUAUGAUACUGUUAUAUUUUACCAUUUUGUCCAUGUAUUAAGAUAUAUUGAACAUCUGAAUGAAAAGUUUACUUUAAAAAAAUACUUUUUCAAGAUGUAGUUUGCAUGCUCUUUGAAGGUUGGUUCAUAGUCAACUACAGUUCUGUAUUGUUAGCAGACAGAUUGAGUCAUUUCCACCAAUAGGGGAAUUACCCACAAGCUUAAUCUGAAAGCUUCUAUACUCUUCAUCAAUAUCUGCGAUCCUUAAGUUCUUCACUAUAUUGUGAAAUUUUCACUACACAGUUGAACAACACUUGUUUUGCUAUAUAAUUUUUUUGGGCGUGUCUAUACUGUGUAUAGACACGCCCUAUGCUGUAUAGACACGCCUUCAUGCCUAUACUGUAUAUAGACACACCUAUAAUGUGUAUAGACACGCCUUUACUAUGUAUAGGCACGCCUACACUGUUCAGAGACACGCCUGUAAUGUAUAUAGACACUCAUUUUACUGUGAAUAGGCAUGCCUUCAAGCGUGUAUGGACACGCCUAUACUGUGUAUAGUCAUGCUUAUACUGUGUACAGUCAUGCCCAUACUGUGUAUAGACACGUCCAUAAUGUGCAUAAACACGCACUAUACGGUGUAUAGACACGUCUAUACGGUGUAUAGACACGUACUAUACUGUGUAGAGACAUGCCUAUAAAGUGUAUAGAUACACCUAUACUGUGUAUAAACACGCACUAUACGGUGUAUAGACACGCCUAUACAGUGUUUAGACACGCACUAUACUGUGUAGAGACAUGCCUAUAAAGUGUAUAGAUACGCCUAUACUGUGUAUAAACUCGCACUAUAUGUUCUAUAGACACGUCCUAUACUAUAUAUAGACACGUCUGAAGAAGCUAUUGUAUAAUGAAACUCGUGUUGAGUUUUUGUAAAACUGUAAUAAAAUCUCACAAUAAAGUGUUUCUUGAAUAUGUUAUGGAAUUUUAUCAAGUAUCGUUUGAAUCCAUCACAUAGGGAAAGUAUGAUACUGUUUUAUUUUACCAUUUUGUCCAUGUAUUAAGAUAUAUUGAACAUCUGAAUGAAAAGUUUACUU
Messenger RNA from Leptinotarsa decemlineata (Colorado potato beetle), 5305 nucleotides. RefSeq names its product ubiquitin carboxyl-terminal hydrolase CYLD (gene CYLD). Gene Ontology annotation, molecular function: cysteine-type deubiquitinase activity. Lineage: Eukaryota; Metazoa; Arthropoda; Insecta; Coleoptera; Chrysomelidae. Gene Ontology annotation, biological process: protein deubiquitination. The record is from RefSeq and is a predicted model, not a curated record.